Messenger RNA from Camelina sativa (false flax), 461 nucleotides. NCBI's taxonomy places the organism in Eukaryota, Viridiplantae, Streptophyta, Magnoliopsida, Brassicales, Brassicaceae. The record is from RefSeq and is a predicted model, not a curated record.
AAGAAAACACACUUUGAAGCUUUUUAAUAAUAUAAUCUCAGAAUCUUGAAAGAGCUUAUAUAAAAAAAUGAGUACAGCUACUUUUGUUGAUAUUAUUAUCGCUGUCCUCUUGCCUCCUCUUGGAGUCUUUCUCAGAUUUGGUUGCGGGGUUGAGUUUUGGAUAUGUUUGGUUUUGACGCUGCUUGGAUAUAUUCCUGGGAUCAUCUACGCUAUUUAUGUCCUCACCAAAUGAUUUACCAACCAUCCCUCUCCUUCUGUUUCGUCGUGUUCUCCGUCUCUUCGUUUGUGACUGAUUCAUCGUUUCUUUCAUCAGAGUUUUUAUGUUUUUUUUCUAAGUAAUUAAUCAUCAGUGUUGUUUGUGUUUGCUUUGUUAUAUAAUGUUGUGUUAAUAUUAUAAUUUAUAAAACAAGAGAGCUUUGUGUGAAGAAUUUGCUUAUUCGAGCUUCUGUUUUUUUUCUUAA